UUCCCUUCAAUCUCCUCACCAGCGCUUGCUCCAUCCAAUCUCUCGUUAACAAGCAAGCAACUUAGCAAGCAGAGUAAUUCCAAGAGAUCGAGAUCGACAUGGCUCGCGCUCAGCUGGUGUUCAUCGCUCUCGUGGCGGCGCUGCUGAUCAUCGCGGCCCCGCACGCCAACGCGGCCAUCAACUGCGGCCAGGUCAGCUCCGCCAUCGGCCCCUGCCUGGCCUACGCCCGCGGCACCGGCUCCGGCCCCUCGGCGGCAUGCUGCAGCGGCGUCAGGAGCCUCAACUCCGCCGCGGGGACCCCCGCCGACAGGCGCACCGCCUGCAACUGCCUCAAGUCGGCCGCCGGGAGGGUCAGCGGGCUCAAGGCCGGCAACGCCGCCAGCAUCCCCUCCAAGUGUGGCGUUAGCCUCCCGUACACCAUCAGCACAUCCAUCGACUGCUCCAGGGUCAGCUGAACGACGACCCUGCAUGCAUGACUCCAUCGUUGAGGCCGCCCGUCUCCAUACAUGCAUGCAUACUACGUAUCUAUGAGUCUACACAAUAAAAUCUCUCCGUCGUACGUGUACGCUACCAUACGCUUGGUAGUGUCCGUACGUGCAUCUGAGAGAGAGGAGUCACACGUACGUGUCCUUGUUACGUUUUGUGCCUUGGCCUGCACACCUCUGCAGCGCUGUUGUUGUAACCAUCGAUCGGUAUUUCCUUGUUCCUUGCUCUGCCUCCAUUUGGAGGAGACCGACUUGAGGCCGAGUUUGUACCAUGUCCUUAUACUACAUACUCCUCUUUCUGGUA
Messenger RNA from Phragmites australis (common reed), 789 nucleotides. Its product is annotated as non-specific lipid-transfer protein 1-like. The record is from RefSeq and is a predicted model, not a curated record. Gene Ontology annotation, cellular component: membrane. Gene Ontology annotation, molecular function: lipid binding. The coding region runs from base 99 to 455 and encodes 118 amino acids. Gene Ontology annotation, biological process: lipid transport. Lineage: Eukaryota; Viridiplantae; Streptophyta; Magnoliopsida; Poales; Poaceae. The transcript has a single exon.